GGACGCCGGAGGUCACCCCCGGGGGUGGGGAGCGGAGCCGCGGGUCAGCUCUGCGAGCGCCCCGUGCUGGCCUGGCCGGCCCCGCCCCCGCCCCGGGCCAUGGCCCAGCCCUUGUCCCGGCCCCUCAUCCUAUCCCAAUCUCAGCCUUGGUCUCCGGUCACGCCCUCGCCCGGGUCCCCAAACCUGCCCAAGCCCCGGCCAGUGUCCCAACGAAUGCCCAGGUCCAGGUCCCCGCUCCAACCCCAGUCCCAGUCCCUGGCCUGGCCGCUGUCUCCGCCUUGGCCCUUGUUCCCAGCCCAGCAUCUGACCCUGUCCGGUUCCCAGCGUUUGCUCAAACCCUUAGCCCAACCCCAGCCUUUGUACCCGUCCCCAUCCCAUCCACUCCCUCCAUCACACCUCCUGCCCUUGUGUGAGCCCCAGUGCUCAGUCCAGCGCAACUCAACAUUUCAGCCCCUGCCCCCGUCUCUGUGUUUGCCCAAGUCUAUUCCACUGGCCCCCCGCCUCUCUCAUACUCUGCCCCUCUCCCAGCCUCGACUCAGGUCUGGGCUCCAGCUGCCGCCAGCCCUACUGCUGCUGUUGCUGUUUUCUGUCCUUGGUCCAGUGGCUGGAGGCCUUUUCCUGACUGACUACUCUACCUGCUCACCUCGCAAGCUCAGCCCAUUUCGCUCCUUUGCCAGCACCGAGCUCUUCCACUUCCACGUCCCCGAAGACACCCUCCUGGCUGUUUGGAACCUCAUCAUCUUCAAGGAGCAGGGAGGGACCUUUGGGGACCACUGCCCAGAUCAAAGUGUGACUGUGUAUUUCCGGUCUGGAGCGCCUCCUGUCAUCAAUCCCCUGCGCACACACUUCCCAGCAGAUACAGUCGUGCCUGGGGUCUUCUCUCUGACCCUCAGCUGGACACUGCCCAACAGAACCUCAGGCAUCUUUAACGUCAGCAGCCCCUUACCUGGGGACUGGUUCUUGGCUGCCCACCUCCCCCAAGCCCAUGGCCACAUCUCUGUCAAGGGUCUCCAGGAUGAAUGUCAGUACCUCCUUCAGCCACAGCUGAUAGUCCGACGUCUGCUGGAUGUGGCUGUACUGGUUCCUGGCCGUCCCUCAGAGCAAACUCUCUCCUCCCACAACCGUUCAGCCUUGUACAAGGUCUUUGUGCCCAGCUUUACUUACAGGGUUUCGGCACAGCUGGUGUGUGUAGGGGGCCGAGGGACAUCUGUCUGCCCCCUGACACUGCGCCUACGUCCCAAGGCGCCACCCCUACACAACUCAAGCUCUGUGGCCUGUGGAGGUGCCUCAGAAUGCCAGCUGGAGUUGGCCUUGCCCCCUUGGGGGCACUGGGUCUAUGUGCGCGUGGAGACACCAUCCCGUGGCUCUGGCCGGACCAUCCGCUUCCAGCUGUGUGUAAGGUUACAAGAGUGUCCACAACCCAGCCUGUCCCGUGCCUUGGUCCCUGGGGCUGCCAUGAACAUGCCCCAGUCCCUGGGCAGCCAGCCGGUGCCCCCGGAGCCACCAUCCCUGGGGACUCCUGUGGAAGGCUCUGGAGCUGUAUUGCCACCUGAGCACUGCUGGCCCGUGCGCCCAACUCUGCGCAAUGAGCUGGAUACCUUCUCUGUCCACUUCUACAUCUUCUUUGGCCCCAGUGUGGCCCUUCCACCUGAGCGCCCGGCUGUGUUUGCCCUGAGGCUGUUGCCAGUGCUGGACAGUGGAGGCACCCUUAGUCUGGAGCUGCAGCUCAAUGUGAGCUCACUGCGCCAGGAAAAUGUAACAGUGUUCGGAUGCCUGACUCACGAGGUGCCCUUGAGCCUGGGGGACGCUGCCAUGACCUGUUCCAAAGAGUCCCUGGCAGGUUUCCUCCUCUCAGUCAGCGUCACCUCCAGAGUGGCCAGGCUGCGAAUCCCAUUCCCACAGACGGGGACCUGGUUCCUGACUCUUCGCUCUCUGUGCGGGGUAGGACCUCGGUUUGUGCGGUGCCGCAAUGCGACGGCUGAAGUGCGGCUGCGCACCUUCCUGUCCCCAUGUGUGGAUGACUGUGGGCCCUAUGGCCAGUGCAAGCUGCUGCGCACCCACAACUACCUGUACGCGGCCUGCGAGUGCAAGGCUGGGUGGCGGGGCUGGGGCUGUACGGACAGCUCGGAUGCGCUCACCUAUGGAUUCCAGCUGCUGUCCACACUUCUCCUCUGCCUGAGCAACCUCAUGUUCCUGCCACCUGUGGUCUUGGCCAUUCGGAGCCGAUAUGUUCUAGAAGCCGCCGUCUACACCUUCACCAUGUUCUUCUCCACGUUCUACCAUGCCUGUGACCAGCCAGGCAUCGUGGUGUUCUGCAUCAUGGACUACGAUGUCCUUCAGUUCUGUGAUUUCCUGGGCUCCCUAAUGUCCGUGUGGGUCACAGUCAUCGCCAUGGCUCGUCUGCAGCCUGUGAUCAAGCAGGUGCUGUAUUUGCUGGGGGCUAUGCUGCUGUCCAUGGCUCUGCAGCUUGACCGCCAUGGACUUUGGAACCUGCUUGGGCCCAGUCUCUUUGCCCUCGGGAUCUUGGCCACAGCUUGGACAGUUCGCAGCGUCCGGCGCCGGCACUGUUACCCGCCAACAUGGCGCCGCUGGCUCUUCUACCUGUGCCCGGGCAGUCUUAUUGCUGGCAGUGCUGUCCUACUGUAUGCUUUCGUGGAGACCCGGAACAACUACUUCUACAUCCAUAGUAUCUGGCAUAUGCUCAUUGCUGGCAGUGUGGGCUUCCUGCUGCCUCCUCGUGCCAAGACUGACCGCCGGGUGACAUCUGGAGCUCGGGCCCGGGGCUGCGGUUACCAGCUGUGCAUCAACGAACAGGAGGAGCUGGGCCUCGUGGGCCCAGGAGGGGCCACUGUCAGCAGCAUCUGUGCUAGCUGAGAGGGGCUUUGGGCCAGGCUCCUAGGGGUUGUAAGCCCUACUUGGGGCUCCUCCUGGGGCUGGGGAGCCCUCCUAGCACCAAGGGACAAGUUGUGUUUCUUAAAGACACGCAAUCUUUCUCAAGGAUGACUGUUUUCAGGGACCAGGAGGAGAAUUUCUUGAGAGCCUAGAGUCCUCCUGUGUUUAUGGAGUCCUUCUCAAGGUUGAGCUAUGCAGGCCACUGAGCCCCUAAGGACCAAGAUGUCCCCAAGGGUGUGGAGCCCUUCCCAGGGAUAGGGAGCCCUUCUGUAGAUGCGAGAUCCUCCCCAAGGAGACACGUUUUCAUUUGGAACGUGCCAUCAGUACAGAGGGAAAAAGGAGUCCCCAUUGCAGAAACAAGGCACCAGGUUUUCCCAGUGGCUCAGCAACACUGGCCUUGGGCUGCUGUGCUGGGCAGAAGGGCUGCAAGAGAGGCAAAGCUAGGACCGCUAGGCGGCUGGUGUCCUGGUGUGGCACAGGUGGAGCCUGGUGUCUCCAAUGAAGUAUGUGCUGAUUCUCUGCUGCCUUUGUUUCCCUAGUGGGGCCAGGGUGUGGGGAAACGGAGGGAAAGAGGGAUACUGGGGAAAUGGUGAACGAGAAGGGGACAUUCCUGAAGAUGCUGGAAGCUACUGUCUAUGCCCUAUGGUUUGCACCCUGCAUCCUCCCUGCUGGUCCCAUGUUUAAUUCCAAAUACUCCCUCAGGCCCAUUUCCCUAUUGCUAUGGCUCCUAGUCUGCAGUAGUGAAGAGGUGUGUGCAUGCGUGCAUGCCUGUGCUUGCUGUGUCUAUACAGAGGCAGGCUUGCCCCAUGACGCCUACACCCACAGAGAAGGAAGCCAAGGUGCCAGGAAAUAGAGUAAAUCUCAAAUGUACAAGGCAUCAUAAGAACGGAGCUACUAUUUUAAGCUUCCAUUUUUUUUGUGCAUGCCAGAAAUAAUCUUGUAUGAAUUGAGAGUUCCUUUCUUAUCGUGUGUGUGGUUGCGUGCAAGAAGAGAGAGAGAGAGAGAGAGA
Molecule: messenger RNA, 3901 nt
Organism: Acomys russatus (golden spiny mouse)
Lineage: Eukaryota; Metazoa; Chordata; Mammalia; Rodentia; Muridae
Gene: Tmem8b
Product: transmembrane protein 8B
Exons: 13
Coding region: 100-2874 (924 amino acids)
Cellular component (GO): plasma membrane
Source: RefSeq, a predicted model, not a curated record